Molecule: messenger RNA, 23252 nt
Organism: Porites lobata
Lineage: Eukaryota; Metazoa; Cnidaria; Anthozoa; Scleractinia; Poritidae
Source: the annotation of a GenBank genome assembly
AUUUUUAGGUACUGCAUCGCACCGUACACUGUAUUCAAGAAACUUGGAAUCCCUGGACCAACACCCAUUCCAUUUUUGGGAACUUCAGCAGUCAUGCUCUUUAAUGUAAGUUGAACUUGCUUAAUUACGAGCCGGCUUGUUGCUACCAUACAGCUGACCAUAACAAGGAGAUAAUCUUUUAAAUCAGUGGUUAAAAUGGAAUCCUACUGAAUUUCUCUUUAUAGCCUCACAAGGGACCACUACAAACUUUGGAACGAUAUAAAAAAUAUGGCAAGGUCUUUGGGUAUGUAUAUCAGUUGUUUUUUCAUUUCCUUCGAUCACCGACAAGGAUAUUAAGUAGAUCUAGGACAUUUUUGGUAUUGGGUCUUACCAAUAAUAAUAAUAAUAAUAAUAAUAAUAAUAAUAAUAAUAAUAAUAAUAAUAAUAAUAAUAAUAAUUUUUUUUAUAAAUAAUAAUAAUACUUUAUUAAACUCUUCUCAAAUUGAAAAUUAAGUACAAAUUUAGUAUAACUAUAGUUAAAAAAAGACUUCUUGGUGGUCUGGUGGUUUUCAACAGAGCAAAUGUAAACAACUGUCUAUAAACUAAAAAAAAAGAAAAUUUCUACGUUCAUCCCAAUGAUAAAUAUAAUAAUUAUUAAAUUUUACUAUUUACAGAUUCAAGAAUAUGAAAUAUUAAGAUAUAUACCCUAUGUACAUUCUUCUUGUGUACGAAAGAGACUUAUCGUAAAAUGACUAUCUAAAGACUACUAAUAACAAUUAUAAAAAGCAUAAAAAAGUUAAUAAAAAAAAUAUUUAAAAAUAAUGAUUCAAACUGAUAAAAAGUUACUACUUAAAUUCUGGCUUGCAUACUUUCCGAUGUAAUGUCAAUGUCAGAUAUAUUGGCUGCUUUUCUCUUGCUCCUGGUUCCUCUGAGACACAGCAAGGCUGAUCGUAGGAUGGCAAAGGAUACUUUCGCCCUUAUCCAAGAUAUGGUUGUAGCGUAAUAAUAAUAAUAAUAAUAAUAAUAAUAAUAAUAAUAAUAAUAAGUGUUCUUUAGCCAGGUUAACCUCCUCAGCAUAAAAUUCUUAUAUCAAUGAGAGCUCUGGAAAAAUUAAAACAACCAACUUAUCACACAGCAUUUAAAAUACAUUAAAAAGCUAAAAUACAACAAUUAAAAAUACUUUAAAAACUUAAGUGAUAAAACUUGACUAGUAACUAAAAAGCUCGCGAUCUAUAAAAUUCAAAAAUACGGGUUUUAAAAGUUACAACUGAUGAGAAAAAAGUUUUGAUCCAUUAAAAUAAAGACUUCCGUGCAAUCUUAGUUCUCGCUUCGGGGAACAUUAAGUACUGUCCACUUCUUCUAGUGACGUGGAUUGUUUUAAAAACCUUCAACCCAUCUUCGCCGUUCGCAUUUUCGCAUGUUUAUGGUAAUUAAUGGUGAGACGUGUGGUGCUUUUUAGUAAGCUACCAGAUUGGAAGCAAUUUCAGCACUUUUUCAUUUAGUGAAAAAUAUGAAUCUAUGUUCUGAUGGCCUCAUUUACCCUUUAAGCCCCAAUAUCCACACACAAAUUUCCCAAACUGAUUCUAUACAUUUCCAUAAAGAAUGUUUUGAGAGAAUUAACUUUUGAUGAAAGAUCAAGGCAUUUUCUUUUUGAUGAUCAUUUUCAAUUUAUUGAUUCUAAUAACCUGAUCUCUUAACAAUGUAUGGAUAUCGUUAGGAGAAAAUUGAUGUUGAUCACCAUUGGGACUUAACGGGUUAAGGAGAGGUGGGUUCCGUCCUUCACUCACGAAUAAGUAAUUCUUAGUAUUCUUAAAGCCCCUGUAGAAAAGAGCGUUUGCGUUUUUGUAGUUUGCAGUUGAUAAUCAAGAGAAACAAGUAACUGUUUUAGUAUUGUAGAGUUUUGUACUACUGUCUUUCUUUGGCUGCCGUCACGAAUAUAGAUUUAGUGGGUGCUGUAGCCAUUGUCCACAUCUUUUUGUGAAUGAAUCGUGCUAUUUAUUACUGCAAUUUUUCUUCUUAAUAGCUCUUAUUUAUUCCGUGAGCCUUUUCUGGUCGUGGGUGACCUAGAUAUGGUAAAGGAAAUCCUCGUCAAGGAAUUCCCAAAGUUCCAUGACAGAAAGGUACUUAACCUGUGUUUAUGUGUGUGCGUAGUUUUCUAAUCACCUUAAGUUGUACCUUUGAGCAAAGUGAUAACACCAACGUGCAGCGUGUUGCAAGGCGGAGGGCCUUUAGCCUCCCCGGGAGAUACAGCAGAUCCAGAGGAACGGGACUCACAAGGCCCUCUGGCCUCCCACGCAGACGUUCUUAGGGGUUCGUCACCCGCUCCUGCCCCACGUACGUUCCUGCCCCCCACCCUCUCCUCGUUGGAGGGAUUGCUUGAAGAGCCAAAAGAACGUCUGCAUGGGAGGCCAGAGGGCCUUGUGAGUUCUGCUGUAUAGUGUUUUUAAAUAUCGGCCUAGACUAAAAGCUCAGUAGAUAUAGACAACUCCCAGUAUUGCAAAGACCCUCGGGACGGCAAGUUAGUGCCCUUGACAGGGAGAAUCCUCAGAUACAUCACAGGAAAAUCUGACUGUUGAAAGAUGGAGCUCGGUGUCCGUCAUGACGAGUGUUCAGAAAGAUCUGAAUAAUGGCGGGAACGAUGCUUUCGGUACCCAGGAAAGUGUCCGUACAAGCUGUAAGCUGUAAUGGAGAGAUAUUCUGUGGUAGCGGAAGUUAUUCCCUGUAAAACGUCCGAAACUUUAGAUCUUCGCUGCUGUCCCUAUUAUCGUUGAUCGUAAUAGAUAGGUGUAGCCCAUUACGAGCUCUAGGCGAUGAUAGAUAGCAACGCUGGGACCUGUGUGUUCGCUUUGUAAGAUAUUGCUCAGGGGCGUAGCCAGGAUUUUUCAAAGGGGGGGUCACAGAGGCUACUUACCCGCUGCUCUCCCUCUUGUAUCAGCAGGCUCAGUCGUAUUAUCGCGGCAUGAAGGCCCAUAUUAACUAAAGACAAGAGCCGUUGAUGAAAAUACUUUACAAAAAAACAAAUUUUAAAAAAGUGGGCUUUUCAACAAUGGCUUUUACGGCCAAGAUAUUGUCAUGGCGUUUUCGCCACCUAAAUAUUGUAGGUUGUUUGCUCAAAAGAAGGCCUACCAAGGGGGGGUCACGGGCACCCCAGGACCCCCCCUAGCUACGCCCCUGUUGCUGGAAAUUCAGAUUCAUGUAGAUAGCUUAAAAAGUGGAAGCAUUUUUCGUGCUUCUAGAAAAGUGUCUGUGGAAUAUAUGAAUGCAGAGAAGAGGUUCAGGCCAAAAAUGUUUUGGAAAAAAAAAAAUGAGUUUGGGACUCAGUAGUGUCCCCGUUCUAAUUUCGAGGGCUGAGUGUUCGUACCAGGGGCCGCUGAAGUGAUGCGAGUUGUCUUGGUGGAUUAGACAACGUAUCUGUCCAAACCUUAAUGAAUUUAUAAGCAAUAAUGGGAUCCAGUCCCUUUGCGGACUUGUGAGCAUCAUAAGGGCUGAUGGUUCUUGUAAUUAUAUAUUGUGAAUAUUUUAUAUGUUCGACAUCCAGUAAUAAUCUGUAAUAAUCUGUCGCAUAUUCAGGCUGUAUUAGAAGUUCCAAAGCCUUACGAUCGAAUGCUUACUAUUGUUGCUGGUCAGAAAUGGAAAGAUAUACGGAACACUUUGACACCAACCUUCAGUGCACAUAAAAUGAAGCAGGUAGGUGGCCCUCCUAGACAGAAAUUAACUUACUUUUUUUCAGGAAUUAUAAGUUAGGGAAAAAUAAUUAUGAUAAUCUCGUUUAGGAAUAUUUAGAAGCCAGUAUAGCCUUGUUCGGCCAAUUCUCCUUGGGGAGCAAGGGAUGGCGCCGUGGUGAGAGGGCUCGCCUCCCACCAAUGUGGCUCGAGUUCAAAUCCCGGUGUCGACGCCAUAUGAGGGUUGAGUCAAGAGAGAAUGAUCCAUUCGAAGGUGAAUUUGCAUAUCAUUGCCCUUAAUUUUGUUUCUGUUUGAUCAAUUUUAUUAGAUGAUGUCGUUUAUGAAUGACGCACUUGAUACGUUAUUGCUUAAAGUGGACGGGAUUUCCAAGACAGGCGAGAUUGUUGAUUUUCACAGGUAACUAGCUUUUCUUUGUUGUAAAUGCUUCGCGCCCGUCGAAAUUAUUUCGCAAAAAUGAGGUACCCACAAUUCUGUCGUCCGAGUUUUGAAACACUGAUAAGUUUCUUAGGUAAACUUUUCAGUGAAGUAUAAGCGUAUUGACAUUUUAUUAAACUUUGAACAGUUUACUGAUGAUAACCUUUAAGCUUUGAAGAACUCUGAUGGCUAGAGCUUUUGCAAGCGUCUUUCAUUGUUUAAUCAGUUCAUGUUACUUGCUGAGUAGCCGCUAUAUCUUGCAUUAAUUUUUAUAGAUUCUAUAGAUCAUGUCUGAAAACUAAAAAAAGAGGCAAAAAAAACGCCCAAAUGAUCACAAUUGGCAAUUAUAAUAUCACGUGUUAAUUCAUCAAAAUGAAUGUCAUCACUCACACCAAAAUCUUGCGGGGGAUUUUAGGAAUAGCUCACCACAUUAGAUAAAGGAUUGGUAAUGACUUUAUAAUUAUGGUCUUCAAAAAUAAAGGGAGCAUUUUGCAUUCCCUAGAACGAGUUAAUUGGUAUAUAUUACACGGCGUUUUUUUCUGUUUUUCAGAAAAACACAGAAUACUUUAAAACCAAGAGACCAUAAAGGGGACGGAGAGGGCAUCCCCCAUAUACACCCUAUUCCAUAGGUAAUUCGUCUCGAGUAAUUUUUAGAAUCGGGAUAAAGUUACCUCGCGCGAGGCGUGGAUGUUUCGUUGAGGUUUCGCAUGACCAAACGCCGUGCAAAACAUGUCGGGCGAGAGCCGAUGAAAGCGUAAAAGAUCGAGAGCAUUACUGAAUAUUGAAGCGAAAUGAGUCGACGCUCACCUGGGAAAAAGGAAUCGCUGGACUCUUUGACAACCCAUGAAAUCAGUUUAACUCGAAGUUGUCGCAACCUCAGUGCUUUAAUAAAAUGAGAAAUUUCGCCGGUCUAUUGAAACUGGUUGUUUGUACAAUUUAGGGAGUUUAAGAUCCAACGACGCGGACCACAACUAGAACGUCAAAAAAACAAUAGGUUUAAUUAGCAAAACAACAACUUUGCACGUGCAACACACUUUUUUGUUCAUUUCUUUCCCGUUUUUGCACGACUACGACGUGAAAAUGCCUAAUUUUGCGUUUUAUGGAGGACGUAAUUAAGCAACGACGUAAUUUUAUUUCUCUUUCUUAGCUUGAAUAUGGUCCCUUGAAAUUCAGCUUUAGGAGGGUUCGCCUACAAUUGACAAAGUAAGUGGGUAGGAAUAAUCGCUAUAAAGACUGAAAAAAAUAAACAUCAAACCAGAAAUUGCUCUCUUCAAACUGUAAAUUAUAAAUGAUCCUGAGAGAAUAUUCAGUGUGUUAAGGAUUUCCCUGCUCUACUGUUAGCUCUAUACAAGAGAGGAAGGGCGAUUCUUUUUUAAUUUCGGUUUCGCUGACACAGCUUUCGUAGAAAUCUCGCUGUAGUCGUUUUCGUCGACAAAAGGAAUAGCAAAAUCGCUCUCCGCGUCUUCCCCCAUUUUGUUCUGCGUCAUUUCGUGAAGGACGCGUGGCUCUCAGCGUGGGGGAACACAUUCGCGCUAUGUGAUUGGCUGUUGUCUAAUCCCCCUUGAGAUCUGUGGUGUUAAAAAUAACUCGAGACGAAUUACCUAUGGAAUAGGGUGUAUAUGGGAGAUGCCCUCUCUGUCCCCUUUAUAGUCUCUUGUUUAAAACACUAAAAAGAAACCUUCAUUUCAUAUUUUACAGAUGGCUUCAAAGUCUUACGAUGGAAGUAAUUUUAUCAACAGCAUUUGGAGUCAAGUCAGAAACUCAAACUGUCGAGAAUGAUCCCGUCACAGAAAUGGCAAAAAAGGCUAUGGCUCCGAACCCGAUUUUUCCACUAUUGAGUAAGGAUAUCUUUUUUUUUUCUUUUAUUGUGAAACAGGUCAACGGAAAAUAAUUGUGCUUCUUUAUUAUUUGAAAUACGUUGAAAAAUAUUUAUUUACUUCAUCUGCUUCCACAUUGACAAAUGUGUCCCGUAAACAAAUUAAUUUCUCCCAUAUAUACAUGAAAAAUGUCUCUGGAAUCUGAUUGGCCGAGAGCCAUGCAGUUUUUAGUAAACACAGUGCAAAAAUGAAGAAAUAUUAUGCAAAAACAAGGAAAUAAAAUGCAAAUAUCUCGAAGAUGGGAGCACUGUGAUUGGCUAAUAAACAAUAGAAAUAUAUUAGAACCAAUCAGGUGCCGCUAAUCACGGAGUAUCAACAUAGCCAAAUAAGAUGGGUUCCUGGGUAUUAACGGGCAAUUUCUAAAGUGUUGAGGGUGACCGUUAAAAACAGAUUCCACUAAUUUUGACCGGUAAAUUUGUUCAUGUAUAUUAUUGAAGGGUUAUCAAACGACUUUCCUCAUUCAAUUUGGAAAAUACUUUUCCUUGACGUCUGUUUUUCAAAGGCUAAAAUUGUUAUACUGUUUGAAAUACACACUCUUGCAAAUAACUAAAUUGCAAAUUGAGCUCGAAGUCGUAUGAUUACCUAUACCAAAGACAUUGCAAAAAUAAAAUAUCACAACUGAAUCACUGUGCUGAUUUUUUUUGUAGUGCUAUUACCAUUUGGAAACUUGAUAGGCAAGUGCCUACCUGAUCCUUUAAACUUCAACAGGAUUGGAAAGAUAGCCGAAGAUAUUAUCGCUGAAAGAACUAAAGCUAAUGGCCCCAGCAAACUACACGUAAGAGUCAGCUUAUCAUUUUUGCUGCUUUGUCAAAAAUAUUAGAUACCUAACAGACAGGCUGUAAAGAUUAGAUCAGUGCUCUUUUUUAGCUACGACUCGAUAAGAAACCUCGCUUAUACUUUGUUUUUUUUUUAUGAAUUAUAGCUACUUAUUUCUCUCCUACAUUUGCACCCUUCUUGUUUUAUCACGUGUUUGCUAAUGAAAGCGUUAUUUCAUUAUUCACGGACAAGUCGCGUGAAAAUCACAAAAAAAAAUUAACCUAACGGUUCAAAAGCGAAACGUGACGUUAAUGCCAACCCCCAGUAAUUAACAAAAUUAUCGUUGCUAUGCAAUGUCAGUGUAAACAAUAGAAAUUUAAACUAUAAAUUUAAAAAAUAUAUUGUUUUACCAGCAUAUCCUAGCAGUGAUCGAUGCAUAAAAUAUGCAGAGCUAAAUGCAAAUGCAAAGGAUGAAUUGCAUUUGAAAUUUAAACUAUAUGUAUUUAUUGUCCGUUUGAAAUGUUUGUUUUUCUCUUUUCAACGACGUCAGGGAACAUUUCUUACGGGAGCGUUGUUUUAAUUUACCCUCAAACUUUUGCUGUAUAAAAAGGGGGACUCUAUGUGCUUGAAUGCAGUAUAUUUUGUUCGUAGCGAAAAGACUUGCUACAGCUGAUGCUUGAUGCAAAAGAUGAAACUGGGGGCGAAAAACUUGACAAUGAAGAUAUCCAGGCCCAAACUCUUGUGUUCCUUCUUGCUGGUUAUGAAACUUCCAGUACCACUCUGGGAUUUCUUUGUUAUCAUCUCGCCGUUAAUACGCAUGUCCAGGACAAACUAAGAGAUGAAAUUGACCUUAUGUGGCCUGGAGACGAGGUAGGUCAUUUCUGAAGUUGCCUUUUUUCACUAGAUGAUUGGAAUGAUCUCAUUUGCGCUGGGUAGAAUCCAUAAAACCUUUUGUUUUCCCUUGAUGUUAAAUUUCUACAUGAUAAUCGAUUAACCUUUACUUGAAGGCAGCCUAUUUUCAACCACGAAAUUCAGAGUGAAAAUACUUACUAAAAUUGGAGACCAAUUUAUUUUAUUUUAUCAAUUUGAAGCCAAGACUAUAGGGUCAGAGAGAUUUUCAUCGUUAGAACCAGAAAAAUCAACUGGUAAACUCGUCACAGGAGAAUGUUGUUGUUGCUGCCCAUAAAAAACUCACUUUUUAUCAUAUAGCAACAUAUAAAAUAAAAUUGUUGUUAAAUUUGUAGGAAUCACCAUCCUAUGACGUUCUUCACCAAAUGCCUUAUCUUGACAUGGUUAUCAACGAAACACUGAGAAUUUAUCCUCCGGGAUUUCUGUAAGUAACUAUUUUCCUGUAAAAAACGAACGGGAGGCUGAUUAGAGAUCUUAUGAAAAAGAUCUUAAAAAUGUUUACGAAAGCCCCAUGCUUCCUACAUGCAAUUAGGAAAGGCUUAUGAUAUAUUUAUUAUAUAAUACUUGAAGCCCCGCAAAGGUUAAAGGGGCUAAUUGUCACCCCUAGAGGAUGCGCGAGCCAAUGAAGACAAACUUGAAAACGUCGGCCCGACUUUUUCAAGUUCUGUCGGUGAUUUUAUCUAUCUAAACAAUGAGUAAUUUGCAUAACCUCAGCGUGAAUGCAUGCUCUCCAGCUGACAUAGCCCUUUUAAGUUCCUUAAAUACAGCUAUUUCAAGAACUGGUUGUCGGAAAAAGUGCACGCGACAAUCCCGAAAGGUAUUGUGGGUGGUUUUGAGUUCACUGUUCUUCAAAGAAAUUUGAGAGAAUGGCACGAGAAGCCAUGGAUAUCAAAUGUUUGCGAGUGCUAAAGAAAAGUAACAAAAGUAGCUUCGACAGCUAGCUGCAGUGUCAGGAACAGUGAAUGAUCGUAUCCCAUAUUACCUUUCGCGACUGUCGCGUGCGCAAUUUUUUCCGACAACCUUUCUCGAAAUAGCUGUAUACGUCAUUCAAUCCUGGAGUGGGACCAUUUGGGUGGUUUUUGGGUGGGUGACAUGUAAAAUAAUCUAAAUACGAUUGGCUAACUACAAACGUGACCUAGGAGUUGAGCUCGAGAUUAUCAAGAAGUAUGCUUCCAAAACCCGGAAGUGAGACUUCUCCCCGAUAUUUUUCUGGGGAGACUGGGGCGGAUGUAUACCAGCUUCACCUCGUAGCAGAGAGAGAACUUUAAACUCAAGGUCCAAAGAUUUACUUCAGGGCCCUAAGCCACCCUCCUCCUGUACUUACGGUAUUAUUCCCUAACCUCUCACUUAUUUUUACCUCCUAUUAGCCUCCAAAGAGAUUGCAACGAGGCCUGCACUAUUAAAGGAGUGCACAUUCCCAAAGGCUUACCGAUUAUAAUACCAGUCUAUCCUAUUCAUCAUGAUCCGGACAUUUGGCCAGAGCCUGAAAAGUUCGAUCCUGAAAGGUAAAAGUAAUGAAAAAAAAAUGCAAGACAGUUCCUUGCGGAUUUUGUUUCGCUAUUGAUUAUCUGUGGUUGUACAUUCUACCCAAUAUUUUUCCAUUUCAGGUUCUCCGAAGCCGAGAAAGCAAAGCGCCAUCCGUAUGCCUUCAUGCCGUUUGGUUACGGUCCUCGCAACUGCGUUGGAAUGCGAUUUGCUUUGUUGGAAAUUAAACUGACGGUGGCGAAAUUGUUAAAGAAAUACAAGUUAGAAAGCACAGAAAAAACGGCGGUAAGUAUGACAAACUCAUUUAAAUUGCAAAGCUUCAGAAAUAUAUUUUUGCUUCGUAGCACAACUUGUUAAAGGGAAUAAAAUAUAUAAUUAUGUAGACUGUGAGCUUGUCAGGAAAAGACGUGCGGCGUUCGAUGUACAUUGAGAGAGAGAUGGCAGGAUUUUUUCCCUCCUUUAACUUAUUCCCAACUUUUUGCAGCCCGCGUUAUUUUCUCUUAACUGGUUUGCUUAGUUGUUUGUUAGUUACGCGUGGUAAAAGCAGAAAUUCCUAUUUGAGUUACUCUGUUACGGUUCCAAUAUUUUUUAUGUUUUUCAAUCUACUGUAUUUACGCCUCCGAAGCCUACUUAAUCCCUGUUACAGUAUGUAUAACUGUAAGUUUGUUUUCUGUGCCCUUGAACAUCUAACAAAAGUGCCAUAGAUAGUACUUUGGUACUCAUUUGAUUCCUUUACCUAUAUAAAUGCACGAUGCAUGGUUCAGCGAAGUGUCGCACAAUUUUUUUAACCACUCUGAACCACCCUCAGGGUGAAAGAAAUCAACUACAUCGAGUAUCGAGAGCCGAGUAUUUUCGGUUGAUUAUGGGUUCCUCGGAGAUAACUGAAGUUUUUUCCCUUCAUUUGCAGGUGCCAUUGAAUUUUAUCGUUGGCGCUGUGCUUACUUGUCCCCCGGGAAAAAUCAUGCUACGGGUCUCACCGCGGGAUUAAAAGAAUGUUGCUACAACCUAGUACUUAACUUAAGAAGAGAAUUGUAAAAACUGACGAUGUAUAAGUGCUGUGUUUACUUUGCCUGUGAAAAAGCCGACAUAUCUCGACUCCACCACUGGUUUCCUCGCGAAAUGACUUGCAUACUGAUGAGGCGUCACUACCAAGAUGUGGAUACUGUACUUCUGAUUAGAUGAAGAAAAUUUUCAACCAAUCAGGAACACAACCUAGAUCAGGGUAGUGACGCGUGCGCGUGUUCUGUGCUCGUUUCUUAGACGUCAUUUCUCGUGGAAACCAGUGUUCGCGUCACGAUAUGUGGGCUGUUUUUUCAUCCCAGUGUUUACCUUUAACUGAACUUGCUGCUGUUUAUUAUACUAUACAAGACCUUACCGAGAUUUCUUUAAAAGGUUAUCUGUUUGUUAUGUUGGUUAAUGAAACUUUCCAUCGCAUCUUCAGUUGUAAAUCAAUUGGUAGCCGCAAAAGUCAGUAGCAAAUGAUCGUCUUUGGGAUCAUGACUCUUGGAGACCUCUGAGACUCUCUGGCGGUCAAGAAACUCCCGUGCAUAUCUAUCUCGUCCUUGGGAGUGACGUUGUUAUUUAACAAACCUACUUCUGAAGGGGGCGUACCUGGAAUAAUAAAGAUAACUUUGGUUUGCUUUACUACCGUUUUCUUUUUUGAGUAGACUUGUAGAGAUAAACAUAUCUUUAAACAUGUGGUGAGCUGUGGAUCUGGGAAGGGGUGGUAAAUGCUAUUGGUCAGGGCAAUUCCCUUCCCACAUAAUCUAGGAUGGCAGCCUAAGUCGAAAAUCAUGAUGACCAAGGACUUUCGGUAUGUGCCAAACCCAGGAACACACGUCAACUCAAAACGCCCUGAAAAAACUGGAAAUAAACAAAUCGAAUAAGUCCAAUACGCCCGAACCUUAACCCUAACCUGUAAAUAUUUAGCUUUCUUUCUGUUGUCUUGUCCACGUCUUUUUGUUUAUUAUCCUUUUCCAACUUUUUUAAGUCACUUUAAAAGUGCCCAGCGCAAAAAAAUGGGGCCUUCCACUGUUCACAAUGUGUCAAUGUAAUGGCUUCCUAACAAGUGCAUGCUACGUUUUUUAGUUAAUGGAUUCGACUAAUAUUAUGCCUUCAACUCAUAUUCAAACACACACACGACCCCUCAAUCACCUUUAUUGCAUUGAUACUGAUCGCGUUAAAAUAACGGAUACUCGUUAACGUCCGUUCAUUUGUUUAUGUUGUUUGUGCUCAUGUAAUCGGCUUCUCCCUGGGGUAUGACCUUAGGCCAACCAGGGCUGUUGGAAAAAACAAGGCAUGGAUUGGUUUCUUUGCCCUGGGGAGGGGAAAAUUAAUGACAUUGUGUUAAAUCGCGGACGGCAACUAGUUCGAUGCGACAAGGAUUCAUGAUCGCUUUCCCCAGCCGUAAAUAUCGGGAAAUCGAAAGGGGAAUACGCGUUUGUUUUAUUUCUACAGAUAGAGAAGAGAUGACCUCACCUGACGUGUUUGAGAAUGCCGCGGUCAAACAUAACGUUCCUUCUGGCCCUUCUUAUAACAAAUCGGAAAAACGUUUGCAAGAAAAAGCACGUGUCCAUCAUUAUAAUAGUAAAAUUUGACAUGCGCAUUCAGGGACCGCGGAGGGGGAGGGGCUGGUAGGGCUACAGCCCUACCACUUUUAUUGCUGGGAUUUAUUAUUAUUUAUUAUUAUUGCUGCGGUUUAUUAUCUAGCGCUCCAGUUGACAUGGAAAAAGUAUGGAUUUUUCUACUUGAAAGUAAUGUUAGGCGUCUACUCUUGCAUAUUUCAUGCCUCACGUCAAAGGCCCGGACGUCACAAACGAGACGCUCACAAAAAUGUGCACUGAUCAGAGCUUCGACCAUUGCUCGCCUGGUUGGCGAACCGACGCUUCCAAGAAAGCGACGCGCUCCGGCCAGACUGGAGGUUGGUGUUGGUGCACCUGGGCUAUUUUCCCAAACUGCCGAAGAUCACUUUUAAGAUUUUAAGAAGGGUCUAUUAUCGUCAGUGCUAUCGAUCAGCGCUUUAAUCAGGAAAGCUUCAGCUCCUACGCCCAGAUGGAGACUGCUAAUGGUGACGACUAUGAGGCAGAGUUCCAGAUUCUUGAAGCAUCAUACAGCAAAGAUGUUGAUAGCCUGCGAACGGCAGACGUUUCUCCUCGCGACACGUCUUUCAGCGGCGAUGAGCAAGGAGAAACGUCUGCCGUUCGCAGGCUAAGAUGUUGAUACAUGGGCGCUACCUGGGCAACUAAGCAUUUUGGAAGAUAUGUUAAAUGAAGAGAAGACAUCGUGUUUUGACGAAAUCCUGUUGGCAGUGUCAAAGUUUCCAGAACCAGAACAAAUAAUCUGUAAGCUGCUUGCUGUAAAUCCUGCUACCAGCGCUACUAUACUGGCGAGCGUUCAUUCUCAUCUGCACGGCGUCUGAAGACGUGGCUUCGAUCCCGGGGGGUACUCCCAUACAUUACGUAUACGGGUAUGUGCCGCCCAACAGGGUCGUGAUUUUGAAGCUCCUGGUUUAGAACGGGGUAUCCAUUUCAGAGGUGUUUAUUAGAACGGGGUAUAAUAUUUCGAACUCACGAAAGCUCCAGUUUUGUAAGCAGUCAUUUGAAAUUAUUCAAGGACAGAUUGCUUUUAAAAAAACGGUUCAAUGCGUUAACAAGCAAACUGUUAUACUCUUGUUGCACCCUAGAACGGAGUAUAAAAAAUUGGCCCAUUUCUAGAACGGGGUAUCAGUUUUGGGGCGAAUUCUAGAACGGGGUAUAAAAAAAUGGCCCAUUUCUAGAACGGGGUAUCAAUCUUAGGGGAAAUUUUUUUUAGAACGGGGUGCCAAUUUGGAGUCCCGGGCGGCACAUACCCACCCAAAAAUACCCAAGUGCCCCCCCGGGCUUCGAUCCAGGAUGGAUCACGAAAGUUUUAGCCUAGCAAUGAACAGACAGUGUCUCUAUAGGGUUGCACAGGAGUUUGUUUCCCGCAAUGAGAACCGCAACUUCAAGAAGUAAGGCCCGGUUCAGACGCCGUACUUUUCAUGAGCCGAACCUAAUACAUUGAAUUAAGUACAUGAAAAGUUCGGCGUCUGAAUCAAUUAGGAACGCCUGUUUCAAUUUGGAACGGCUCACCCGUUCUUUUCGCCUAGCCCGGCCGGGAAUUUCGCCUCUGGAUCGACUUUGGAACGCCUUUGAUUCAGACGCCGAACUUUUCAUGUACCGAACCUAAUGCAUAAAUUCUUAUAACGUAUUUUGUAAGCAGUUUGACCAAAAUACGCAUUUUUCGCCUUCUGAAUUUAGUUCGGCUGGAAUUAAGAUCGGCGUCUGAAUCAAUUUAGCCGGUCUUAAUAAUUUGGGUCGGCCUUAAUUCGAAUUAGGUUCGGCUCAUGAAAAGUUCGGCGUCUGAACCGGGCCUAACAAUCUUAAUUAAGUAGGUUUAUUUAACAUAUUGACUAUAUUGGAUAGUAUAACACGUGUCGACCUUUAUGUUACAUUCUUUGAGGCUGUAAAUAGGAUGGCGCGCAAGUGCACUUUAAGUGGCGAAACGCUGACCUUAAUAUAAUGUUUUCUUGUACUGGCCAGAUUUUUUAGCCCUACCACUUUAAAAUGGUCUCCGCGGUCCCUGGCAUUGCUUCAAUAGUCCGGAUAUAACACGUUUCCAUUCCUGUUGCGGAAACUGCGAGAAAAAAACUAUCAUAAAAAUUCUCCUCGAGAUCAAUACCCCAGAUUGGCCGGGGUCCUACCCCUGGGGGAAGCCGAUGAUAUGUGCAUUAGAUUUAAAAAACAAAUCUCAACAUAAGCCAGCUGAUAAGCAGCUUCCCUGAAGGAAAGUAACAUGCAGCUUGAAUGUGCUUCCAAAACCCGUACGUAUUAGCUGCGUCAAAAAUAUUAUUAGCGCCGUGGGCUUUCUUUCGCAUCUCCUCAGUUUUUCAAAUCUUUAUUCUACCUUGGAACAAAUGCUUCCAGAUAUACUAAGAUACAGAGUGUUCAAUUUCUGCCGAGUCUAAAUAUUGCAUGACGAGUGAUUACAUAUCGUUUGCCACUUACAAUGCAGAAUGCAAAUGAAGUCACGCUACACACGUUCAGGCUCCUCAUCUAAGCGCCCCUUUAACUGUAAGAAGAAACAGGCAUUUUGUAAGAUGUUGAGGAUAGGAUCCCUCAGUCAGUACAACUGUCAGUAGCCUCCAGAGACGAAUCUCAGUGUACACUACAAAAAUGGUUGACCUUCUGCUAUCAGCGAUAGAAUUUGCGUUCGACCACUGGAUCACACUCGCUAUUGGACUUGUGGUGCUACUAAUUUACCGGUUUGUUAAAUGUGGCAGAGUCUGUUCUUGAUAUUAAUGAUACGAUAAUAGUCAAGAAUAAUAAGUAUUUUCUUUAUUUUCACAAUUCAUUCAUAUAAAAGAUCCUUACACGGCUUUGUGCAUUCACAGUUGACAUUACCACAUUAACUUUGUCGAGAUAAAUCACCGAUCACCUUUGUAUUAUCAUCGGCAGAGUAGCAGUAAAGUUCAAAAAUGCCAUAAAUUUAGGGUGCACUGAUUUCUUUGGGAGAAUCCAGUUUGAUUUUCAUGGGAUUUCUAAACACGCCAUAGUGAAUUUCCCAUGCUAAAAACAUGGUUGCUUGCGUGACAGAGAGACGUGGUGGCCGUGACACAUGACAAAUACAAAUGACGUCAUAGUUCCAAGCAUUGGGCGUGAGCCGUGACUUCUUACGUAGGAUUGCAAAAAUUUUACUCUGUUUAUAACGUACGGCUUGGCAGCGAUACGAUACUCGGGAUGUUUGACGAAGAACCACUUUGUGAAUUUGAUACAUGUAAAUUAAUUCAUUUGAUUUAUAUAUAUUUUUUUAAAUAGGUACUACAUCUCACCAUAUUCUGUAUUCAAGAAACGUGGAAUACCUGGACCAACGCCGAUUCCAAUUUUUGGAAAUUCAGCAAGUAUGAUCUUCAGUGUAAGUUGCAAUUUAUUUUGACAAUGCUCAUUGGACUGUCGUCAUUACGAAAUAGAUCGGCUGCCCUAUCAGGGGUUAAUGGAAUACAGAGUCUGUUAAUAGAAGAGAUUGUGGGACAUCCAGGAUUCUGGAUAUUAAACCUUAAACGAAAUAAAACUUAAAAUGAUGUCUAAAGUGUUUCCUCUUCCCAGAUAUGUUGAGGCACGUGAAAAUAAGUUUGCUUUUUACUAUCGGUUAAUUUAUAGAUUUAGCUAAGGCCAAAAGCGAAGUUCUCGAGGGAUCUUUAUAAGAAAUGACUUAAUGUCAACUUUUGCCCGGGCAGUGCCGUAGCAUGGGGAGGGGCCGGGGGGGCCUGCCCUACCCCAAUAAUUUUUACAGGCACGUUUAAGCUGGUCAAUGGACACACUCUUCACGCUGCUCUUCGGUUCAAGGGGUUUAUCUCGGUUCGAUAAAGCGUCAAAAUUAUUUAUUUAUGGCUUCAACCAACCGGCUCCUGCUUCAACAAAGAAAAAUUGCUGGAAAGUAACGCUCUCCCAAGGCUGAAAAUGCUAUUUUAGAGACCCUGUAGUUCAAAAUCUUCCGGGGAAGCAUGUCCCCGGAUCCACCUAACAGCCCCCCCCCCCCUCCCCCCCAAUAAAUCUAACCUUGCUACGGCACUGUUUCGUAAGCAGCGAGCACAGUGAAUUCAACCUAAGAAAAUGAACCUGAGCCUGUGAUACAAUCAUGUGACACUGGCCAGCAAUACCUUUUUUGACAGCUGUCAUUUGACCAUAACAUUAAAAUUUUGUUUCUCUGAAAAUUCCUUUUACAGCCCAAUUCUGUUCCAAGGCUUCAGAUGGAAUGGUAUAAAAAAUAUGGCAAGGUCUAUGGGUAGGUUUAUCAGUAGAAUUUCAAUUCUCCAUGUAACUUCCCUCUAUACUGUAGUCUUUUCACAUUUAUAGAAGGAAACAAGUUUACGUUUCUAAUCAUGAAAAGGAGUUUAUGUUUUUAGCUAUAAGGACACGAGCGUGCUGUUGGUUUUGACUUGAUGAAACAUUCGUUAAAAUUUUUUUUUCUGUUAGACGUAAACCUACUGACAAGCAAUACGUCUAUAUCUGUUUUGAAUGUAGUGGAACCCCGUUAAUACGACCACCGUUGGGCCAUAAAAAUCCUGGUCGUAAUAACGAGGUGGUCACAUUAACGGGGUCUUCAAAAUAAUAAAAUGACUCAAUGUUUCUUACGUUUGGUUUGAAAGAAUAUGGCCGUAAUAACGAGGUGGUCUUAUAAACGGGGUGGUCGUAAGGCGGGGUUCAACUGUAUGAAUUAGGCAAUGAGUGUAUUAUUUUUCAUAAUUCCUUUUUUUGUUUUCCUAAAAGCAUGUAUUUUUUCCGUGAGCCUUUUCUGAUGGUGGGUGAUCUAGACAUGGUGAAGGAAAUACUCGUCAAGGAAUUCACAAAAUUCCAUGAUAGAACGGUACUUAUAUUACCAUUCUGACUGAAUUAUUUUGAAUUUUGUACUUAGUUUUUUUUCACAAAACUUUAUACAAUGCUACGCUUUUUUCGUGAUUGCACUUAUUUUACAUAAUAAGCAAAAGAAAAUCAUCAUUCUCUCUUGUAUUAAGACUUUCACCCUCAUAGUCUGAUAAGGUAACAACUCGCCCGUACUUCAUAAAUUGUACAUCUCUUUGCAUUCUGUAUUACACAGGACAUAUUUAAUUUUCCAAAGCCUUAUGAUCGAAUGUUAACUAUGGUUACUGGACAGAAGUGGAAAGACAUACGGAACAUUUUGACACCAACUUUCAGUGCGUCUAAAAUGAAGCAGGUGAGUUAUGCUGGGGCACGUAGACUGAACAGAGUUAGCUCAUUCGACAAACAGUACAGAAAGUGGAAUCCCCCGCUCUACGGACACUUGCUUAGUAAGGACACCAGUGUGUAUAACGGGCAGUUAAGUUCGUCUUGACGAAAAGCUCAUAAAUUCUUUCUCUGAAUUAACACGCUUAAUACGGACGCCGGUUAAUACGGACACUAGCGACACUUUGUUUCCCAAGGCAAAAGCUCUCGUAAUCGUCAAACCUCGCAUUACGGGCCGGGCAGUGGUUAUCUGCGCACUGUCAAUGACUGGAUAUCUUACCAGUAAAAACCCAACAGAAACGGCGAAUGACCUUUCAAAGUUUCUAUCUAACAUUAAGUCCAGCUGGCUGAUAAAAGCUUUAUUAGAAAGUAAAGUCACGGGUUCCAAAUAUCGUGUUUCAAGAAAAGUACUUUAAAGGUAUAAUUUAGUCUGAGACUGUGAUGAAUGAUCGUGAUGUUCUUUUAGGAUGAACUUGUUACAGUAACAAUUCAGAAAUUGAAUAAAUUUUCUAGUAAAAAUGUCUGCGUAUUCCUAAUAAUCUAAAAAACAUGCGUCCGUGAUGUUUUUUUUUUUAAAUUGCUGUUUAAUACGGACCCUUAGAGUAUACAGACACUAUGGUGUGUUCCCCGGGAGGAGGGGUACUGCCAUAUAUGGGCUAUAUAGGUAUGUGCCGCUGUGAAGGGUAUGGUUUUCAAGCUGUUUACUCUGGGAUAGGGUAUAUAAAUCAGAGAGUUUGGGUCUAGAACUGAGGGUAUCAUUUUCCAGGAAACUGAUCAGCUCAAGGAGUUGUGGUGUGGAUGAAAUCUUUCAAAAGGAUUUUUUUUUCUUUGCAAUUUGAUUUGAAUGUUAAACUUUAACAUAAUUGCUUUAAGCAUUGACUUAGUCUUUCACUUUUCUUUGAUCCGUCAUUUUAGAUGAUGCCAUUCAUGAAUGAGGCACUUGACACGCUUUUGAAGAAGAUGGAUAGAGUUUCCAAGACAGGAGAGAUUGUUGAUUUCCACAGGUAUAGCUAAAUAAAAUGAAAUAACCAAUGACAACACUGGCGUCGUGUAACGAAAACGGCCGACAUCUUAUAUCCUCCAUCUUGGAUUUCCGCCAAUCGACAUGUUAAAAGAUCGCUUAACUGAAAUUAAGAUUAAUAAAAAAACUAAGGAUGACCGUAAAGUACAGUACAGUUUAACCCUCCAAUCAUGUUACCACGGAGAGUUGCAAUGGCGACUACAUGGACAACCAAUGCAGCGAAACCACUCUUAUCACGGCUUGCGUAGACCUCUGUCCCUACUCAAUACAGACAUUUAAUAGUUUAGCGAUGUUUAUCCAAGGGUCCCGUUGGAAUGGACGCUUCCACUCAGCAAACAGCAUUUUCCUUGUCAACAUACUGAUUGGACAAUGGCAAACAUGAGCAAUAUAUUUUAAGUGAUGGCUCCUGAUCACAUUUCUAGGUGUUGUUUUUUGUUAUGGAUAGGAUGUCUGUGUUGGUGUAUCAGAGUCUAAAUUCUGUAUUCUCUGAGUCUUCAGGGGUUGGGACUCCACUCCAUCCACCAUUAACCAGUUACCUCAACAACUCCAUUCUUCAAGUCUCCAGCUUCCUUGAGUCCUUAAAUUUAGAAGGAUAAUUACAAUUCGGUCUCGAGAAGACCUGUGAGUUGAAACGUUUUGUCAACGUUCUAGCAUACACGAUAGAACGUCCGUCUCAUAGAACUGCUUUUGCUUUCAAUAUUUGCCCAAAAUCCGUUAAACUUUUGCCGAAAGGUUGUUGGGGUGUUUUUUUAAAAACCAUAAAUUUUAUUAGUUUACAGAGAGCACUUAGGGUGAACCCACCUGGCUUGCCUCCGAGCUACUACAGCCGGUUAAGAAAAUACAUAUAUAAAACAAAUUGCAUUAAACUUUCUUUACACACAUGUUUUAUUUGAAAUUUCAUUUACAGAUGGUUUCAAAGUCUCACCAUGGAGGUUAUUUUAUCAACAGCAUUUGGAGUCCAGGCAGAAACACAAACUGUGGAGAAAGAUCCCAUCACUGAAAAAGCAAAGAAGGCUCUGGCACCGAACCCUAUUUCUGCAUUAAUGAGUAUAAGGCCUGUUUCAGACAUCGUGCUAGCCUACUACCGUGCCGAACUUAAUUGAUUGAAUUAAAUUCGACUUUAGCACGACGUUUGAAAUCAAGUCUCGCAACUGCCGUACCGAACUCAGUUCGUAAAUUAUUAAUACAUUAGAAUAGAUUUUUUGAAAAAAAAAAAAAGUCCACGAAACCAAUUUUUAUUUUUAAGUUUUUUUUCCGUCUAAAACAAACAUUUGGGUUAUAGAAGCAACGUAAUUUUGUUCCAAGCAAGUCUAAGAAUAUCCGUGUACCGUGGGUACCGUGGUAGCGUUUGAGAAAUUUCCUCCCUCAAAGAAAAAUAAAUCGCGCUGUUAUAGAAAUGUAGCUUUAGGUCACGUUGAGUUCUUUAAUUUCUUGGAGCUUGAUCAUGAUUGCUGUACGUUUUUUUAAUUUCACAUAGUGCUGUUACCCUUUAGAAGCUAUCUAGCAAAGUACUUACCAGACCCGUUUAACUUCCGCGAGAUUGGAUCAGUGGCUGAAGAUAUUAUCAGGGAAAGAACGAAAGCAAGUGGCCAAAGUAAAACUCAUGUAAGUUUGUCUACGCCGGCUGAGUGAAUUAACAAAAGCUUUUUAACUGUUUUCGAAGUCUAAAUUAAAAGGUCCCCAACCAAAAGAAUUUUUCACUCUGUUCACAGUCCCCUAUUUUUUCCACCCAAACUGCCCCCCUCCCCCUAAGUAGUUUUGACACUCAUCCAAAAUGGCUGCCCGUAACGCAAAGUGCUCGAUCUCCUUGAUCUUAUGGAAAAAUAGUCUAAGAAUUUUCGUCCAUUUCCGUCCUUUUAGUGUAAAUUGGAACUUUACAAAUUAUUAAUUAAAAGUUAAGCUUCAUCAGUCUAGCUACGAAUUGUGAAGAUUCACAAUCUUGCCUACUUUUAAUAAUAGACCAUAAUAUCUCAAUGAGAGGUUCUUUUUCUAACGUAAACACUCACAUUUAGAUUCCUUUUCUCCAUUAUUUCAAGUCACAAACAAUACGUUCCCUAGCUCAGAGACCCAUAAUGGGCGUUUGAUAUCACCUACGGCUUAUUAGUAAUUUUGGGGAUACUACCCAGAGAGUGCUCCUCUUUCAGCGCUGGUGACCCUGAACUAAGGUGCGCCGACGAUGAUGUCAGCAAAUUAAUCUUGAUUGUUUUAAACACUGACGUUUGAUGACAUUUCUAGGACAUAAUUGAUACUGUUUUUCACUAAUCGUGAAAAGGUGGGCGAACGUCACAAAGGUCUAGUUUUCUAUGACAAUGAUAUGAUCUUAACAUCGCCAAAUCCAAGAAAUCGGAACAGUAUAUCCAUGAGAAUUUCGAACUUUUAUCUGUCUCUUCGAUGAAAGCUUUGCUCGCCAUUGUAAAAGUCACUGACGCGAGACAUAACGUCAUACUGGUACGAGGACUGAACCACCGAUUUCCUUGGAGACACCUCCCCCCAGCCCCGGUACAAGACAUUACCAUGAUUCACUAUUAUCUAUUAUUCAAGCGUUAAUCCUUUCGUUUAUUUUUCUAUCCAAUGAUUUUAUCUACAAUGGUUUUAAUUUUGUUAUUUUUUUCUAGCCGGCGAGUAACCUCUCCAUCUUGCGCCUUCUCGCGCAGCUCCCUUCACUCGUCCAAAUAGGAGAGCUUGCUUGCAGGCUAUGUUGUUUCCAAUCAACUGUUACGUUUUGAUGCGAGCUCAGCUUUUAGCCUUGGCUCAAUCUAUAUAAUAGUAUUUUGUUCACAGAGGAAAGACUUGCUGCAGUUAAUGCUUGACGCAAAAGAAGAAAGCGGUGGAGAGAAAAUUGACAAUGAAGAUAUUCAGGCUCAAAGUCUUGUGUUUCUUUUUGGUGGUUACGAGACUACCAGUACCACUCUGGCAUUUGCAUGUUAUCAUCUCGCUCUUGAUGGGCAAGUGCAGGACCAACUGAGAGACGAAAUUGACCGAUUGUGGCCUGGAGACGAGGUGGGUCUUUAGGUAUCUAUCGGUUGAUUUGCGUUGAAAAUGGUGAAAUGUUAUUGGUCCUGUUAUGCUGAAGAUAAAAUCAAGAGGGUUGGUCAGUGACUGAAUAACAUCAUCGGAUAUUAUGAAGAGGUGUAGAGCGAUAGAGAAGAGUAAUUCGAAUUCAUGAUUUUUGCCAAUUCUUGGGAUGAGUUCUGCUACGCAUGAAAGCCUCAUAGUUCUAUCCAAGUGGCACUUAAACGUUUUUCUCAUGAUUUGUAGGAAUCACCAUCGUAUGAUGUUCUUCACCAAAUGCCUUAUCUCGACAUGGUUAUCAACGAAACGCUCAGAAUUCAUCCACCUGGAUUUGUGUAAGUAAUCCUUUUCGCUAAUACAUCCAACGCUCCCCUUGCGGCCACACUCGUAAGCGGCCAGGUCUACAGUUAAGACCAGCUUGGUAAUCAGUAUUCACGUUGCAAAGCAUUUUUGCUGAAAUCUCCCACCAAAUUGAGAAAAAAAAAAGGUAACGAAAAAAGACCAAAAAUACAAAAGAGGGCAUAGAUGGACUCACUGGCUAAAGAUGAUUAUAGAUUGAUAUGCAUGCUAACUGUUUACCAGAGGAUAUCUUUCGUUGUUGUAUCAUUUUCUUUUUACAGUACUUGGGAGACAUAUUUGUUUGACACAGAGCUGUGAUUCUGUCAUUUACAACAAGUUUCUUGGCUAACGUUCAUGGUCGUUACGGAUCGACGCGUUAUUGACUUUGUUAACAAAAUAACUUAGACGACCGUGACACAGUCCUUUUAACCAGCGAAAACCGAUUUAAAGAACGUUUUCAGGGCCAAUCGAACGUCCUCUGCUGGCAUAUACGUUGCAGUUAUAGUUUUUCCUUUGUUUGAAAUUCAUUAGUGUACAUUUCCAUACCCAACAACAAUAGAAAAAUAAAAAUUUACUGAGUUAAAAAUUUAACUGCAACAUAUAUUUUCGUCUAUAAUUGACUCAAUUUACUCUGCGCUUUGACAAAGUUUCAUAACAAUCUAACUUUUUAACUUAUUUGACCGCAGAGAGAGAACUUUAAACUCAAGGUCCUAAGACCUACUUCCAGGGGCCUAGGAGACCCUCCUCCUGUACUUACAGUAUCAUUCCCUAACCUUUCACUUCUUUUUACCUCCCAUUAGCCUCCAAAGAGAUUGCAACGAGGCCUGCACUAUUAAAGGAGUGUACAUUCCCAAAGGCUUACCGAUCUUAAUACCAGUCUACUCAAUCCAUCAUGAUCCAGACAUUUGGCCACAACCUGAAACCUUUGAUCCUGAAAGGUGAGUCAAAAUUUAUCUCCCAAAAAUACUAUGAUACUUACUUAGUGUGUAGGCUCAGCCUUGUUUGGUUUCAUUACGUGGGUCACAUUCUACUAGUGAUGAGUGCGCUAUCGACGAAUAGCAACGUCAAGCAGCUUCCGUUCGAUAUAUUAGGCUGAUUUAGCAACAGAACGGGACCGUCAGUUGACGACAUUGCGCGCAAAUCAAACAACUGGCUUGACCAAUUGCAGAGUGGCAAAUUGAGCACCGGAAGUCGUGUUUAGUUCUUUCCGGGCGCUCUCCCGUCGUCAAAUGACGUUCCCGUCCGUUGCUAAAUCAGCCUGUUGAAAGGUGGGUGGGGCGAGGGUACACUUUUAGUUUUGUUUAUUUAUCUGUAGCAAAGUGACCUAGCGCUCGUGCUAAUUCACUCAGGAUCAGCCUCGCCGUAGCUUUACUAUUCUAGUCUUCUUUGUUAGAAUAUUACGGUGGAUUUUAAAGUUUUUGUUGAUAACUGGCUCGAGUAUUUACGAUUUAUUUGAUUUGGGAACGACAAACCUUUAAAACCGAAAGAGCUAAGACAUAAGACCCCUCCAUGUUAGUUUUCGUUAUUACGAAAGCUGAGAGCCCAAAAAUCCAGCUCAUCGAAUUAUGAAGUCAGAUAUGGCCUUUCCAAGUCUAUUCAUGUUAAGGAGGUCUGUGAAUUUCUUUGCAGUGGUUUGGUUAUAUCGGGUUAACUGUUAGUAUUUAACGGGAGCUCCGCUUUUACGCUGGGCUAAAUCUUCUAAAAUAGCAUUUAGCAGUUACGAAGAGGUCUAUAGAAAUUUGCUCCCAUAUCUUGCUUUGCUCUGUCACAUUUAAUUUCCUUUUUCUUCCUUUUUUUUCACAAAAUGUUUAUUUUUUUAAAAUAAAUUUCAGGUUCUCUGAAGCUGAGAAAGCAAAGCGCCAUCCAUAUGCCUUUAACCCGUUUGGUUACGGGCCUCGCCACUGUGUUGGAAUGAGAUUUGCCUUCUUGGAAAUUAAACUGACGCUGGUGAAAGUAUUAAAAAAGUUCAAGUUGGAAAAGACUGACAAAAUGGAGGUUCGUGUGGAUGGGAUUUAG